Eptesicus fuscus (big brown bat) is the source of this 1176-nucleotide messenger RNA. It is a transcript of the gene WBP1, whose product is annotated as WW domain binding protein 1. The coding region runs from base 156 to 965 and encodes 269 amino acids. NCBI's taxonomy places the organism in Eukaryota, Metazoa, Chordata, Mammalia, Chiroptera, Vespertilionidae. Gene Ontology annotation, molecular function: WW domain binding. The record is from RefSeq and is a predicted model, not a curated record. The transcript has 4 exons.
GAGCUCUCCCCGGAUGGGAGCUCCGGCCGCGGAGUGAUGGUGGCGGCAGCGGAGAUGGGCCGGGCAGGGACCAUGGCGGUGGCGGCAGAGGUGGCAGGGGCGGGGUGGCUGGCAGCAGAGGAGGCUGUAGUCUUCGGGGGGCUGUAGGUGGAGGCAUGGCUCGGGCCAGCAACGGGAACGGCAGCGAGGAGGCCUGGGGGGCACUUCGAGUGCCGCAACAGCAGCUUCGAGAGGUUUGCCCAGGAGUGAACAACCAGCCCUACCUCUGUGAGAGUGGUCACUGCUGCGGGGAGACUGGCUGCUGCACCUACUACUAUGAGCUCUGGUGGUUCUGGCUGCUCUGGACUGUCCUCAUCCUCUUUAGCUGCUGUUGCGCCUUCCGUCAUCGACGAGCUAAACUCCGGCUGCAGCAACAGCAGCGGCAGCGUGAGAUCAACUUGUUGGCCUACCACGGGGCAUGCCAAGGGGCUGGCCCUGUUCCUACCAGUUCACUGCUUGACCUUCGCCUCCUCAGCGCCUUCAAACCCCCAGCCUAUGAAGAUGUGGUUCACCGCCCGGGCACACCACCACCUCCGUACACUGCGGUCCCAGGCUGCCCCUUGACUGCUUCCAGGGAAUGUACCUGCUGCUCCUCCACUUCUAGCUGCCCUGCCCACUUCGAGGGAACAAACGUGGAAGGUGUUUCCUCCCACCAGAGUGCCCCCCCUCAUCAGGAGGGUGAGCCUGGGGCAGGGGUGAGCCCUGCCCCCACACCCCCCUCCUGCCGCUAUCGCCGCCUGACUGGUGACUCGGGUAUCGAGCUCUGCCCUUGCCCUGACUCCAGCGAGCGUGAGCCAGUCAAGGAGGCUAAGGCUAGUGCUAUUCAGCCAGAUCUGGGGGACUGCUCCCCCUGUACACUGUCCCUAGACCCCAUACCCCAAGUUCCUUCUAUGGGGCUGGCUACCAGGGAAGGGGGCAUCCCAUAAGCAGUUUUAGGAGGGUGGGUUGGUUGCUUGCCCACUAGAAACAGCCCUGGUUCCAACUCCUUGAGUUUUCCUCAGCCUCUCCCUGCCUUCCUAGAACCUGCCUGAAAGGGCUGGAGUCCUGAGGACAGGGGCCAUGUUUGGGGGACUGUGCUAGCUCUACCCCCGAUGACAUACACAGGAGCCUUUGAUCUCAUUAAAGAGAUGUGAACCA